UUUUUUUGAUAAAAAAAUAAAAAAUAACCACAAGCAAUCUAGGGUUCUUGUGAGGUUUAUUAGUCUCUCUCUCUACACGCCAAAACAAACACAAGGGUGUUUGUUGAAUUGAAUCACAACAGAAACCAGAGAGAUGAGAAGUUGGUUGGCUCCUUCAUCUCUUGCUCCAUGGUCGAUCCGAUCUCUCGCAUCCCAUAGAUCUCGCUCCUCAGCUUCGACCUCACACUCUCAACCCCAAAUCUUCAACGCAAAUUCAACCUCCCAACCAGAGCUUUCUCACAAACCCAUCUCAGAGUCUCAACUCUCCGAUUUUCUCGAGAAAUCCAUUUCAGAAACUGAACAAUCCAGGUACGAAUUCACUGAACCCAUUUCACAAAACCCGGUUCUUGAACAAACCCAUGUGAUACAAGUUCUUCUAAGCCAUAGAAAUAACCCUGAUUCAGCUUUGGAGUACUUCAAAUGGGCCGAGAAACGGCGCGGUUUCGUCCGCAUUGUCGACCCCUUUUGCCUUUUGCUCUACAUUUUGGUGGGUUCGCCGAACCAUCAUGGCAUUGCUCGGCAUUUGCUUAACCAAUACGUUUUGGGGGAUUCAGGUCCCUCUGCUAGUGUUCUUGUUGAUCACUUGGUUGACUGCUCGAGAAAGUUUCAAUUUGAGUUAGAUUCACAUGUUUUUAAUUAUUUGUUGAAUAGUUAUGUUAGGGCUAGUCGAAUCGAAGAUGCGAUUUAUUGCUUUGAUAAAAUGAUAAUAAGCAAAAUAGAUCCAGGAAUUGAGUAUAUAAAUAUUCUCUUGACUGCAUUGGUUAGAAAAGACAUGAUUGGACAAGCUCGAGGUUUGUACAAUGAUGUAGCCUCCAGAGGAUUUAACUAUGACUGUUUUACCAUACACGUGAUGAUGCGUGCAUGUUUGAAGGAAGGGAAGACCGAUGAGGCAGAACGGUACUUUAGAGAAGCUAAGGCUAGCGGGCUUAAGCUCGAUGCAGCGAUAUACAGUACUGCUAUUCAGGCUGUUUGUAGAAAACCUAAGUCGAAUGUGGCAUGUGAGUUGUUGAAUGAGAUGAAGAAAAUUGGGUGGGUUCCUUCUGAGGGCACAUUUACAAGUGUGAUUGGAGCUUGUGUGAAGCAAAGGAACAUGGUAGAUGCUUUAAAGCUAAAGGAUGAAAUGGUUAGUAGCGGAAAGCCGAUGAAUUUGGUGGUUGCAACUAGCUUGAUGAAGGGGUAUUGUAUGCAAGGUGAUUUGGAUGGUGCUUUAAAUUUGUUCAGUAAGAUUGUUCAGGAUGGAUUUACGCCCAACAAGGUCACUUACUCAGUUCUGAUUGAAGGGUGUUGUAUGAAUGGAAACAUGGAAAAGGCAUCUGAAUUAUAUGCCCAAAUGAAACUUGAAGGUAUCCAGCCAAGUUUCUAUAAUGUAAAUUCGUUGAUACGAGGACUUGUGAGAGCCCGGCUGUGGGAGGAGGCAUCCAAGCAGUUUGAUGAGGCAGUUGACACUGGUAUUGCCAAUGUUGUCACGUACAAUAGCAUGAUAUUCUGGCUCUGCAAAGAGGGUAAGGUGGAAGAAGCCAGCAAUGUAUGGAAAAAGAUGGUGAAUAAGGGAGUGGAACCAAGUGUAGUUUCAUACAACAACCUGAUACUUGGCCACUGCAGAAAAGGGAAUAUGGACUUAGCGUCACAUCUAUUUUCUGAGAUGUUGGAAAUAGGUUUCAAAGCUAAUGUAGUCACGUAUAGCAUUUUGAUCGAUGGUUAUUUUAAGAAUGGUGAGACUGAACGAGCCCUUGGCAUGUUCGACCAGAUGGUGGACUUGGGAAUUGCUCCUACUGACUUCACAUUUAAUACAAUCAUCAAUGGUUUGUGCAAAGUUGGUCGCACAUCUGAGGCAAGGGAUAUGCUGAAGAAGUUUGUGGAGAAGGGUUUUAUCCCCAUCUGUAGAUCUUACAAUAGCAUUAUCGAUGGCUUUAUCAAGAAGGGUGCUAUCACUAUUGCAUUAGAUGUGUAUAGAGAGAUGUGUGAAUGUGGGGUUUCCCCCAAUGUUGUCACUUACACCAGUUUGAUUGAUGGGUUCUGUAAAAGCAAUAAUAUAGAUAUUGCAUUGAAACUGAGGAAUGAAAUGAGAAACAAGGGUCUUGAAUUGGAUGUCACGGCAUACAGUGUUCUCAUUGAUGGAUUUUGCAAAAGGAGGGACAUGGAAAAUGCAUGUGAACUCUUCAAUGAACUCCUUGAAGUUGGGUUAUCUCCUAAUGCAGUUGUUUAUAAUUGCAUGAUCAGUGGCUUCAAAAAUCUGAAUAACAUGGAAGAAGCACUUGCAUUGCAUAAGAAAAUGAUUAAUGAGGGGAUCCCAUGUGAUUUGGCAACAUACACUACAUUGAUUGAUGGGUUGCUGAAAGAGGGAAAAAUACUUUUUGCAUCAGAAUUGUACACUGAGAUGCUUGCCAAAGGUAUUGUGCCUGAUGCCAUCACAUAUACUGUUUUGGAACACGGUCUUUGUAAGAAAGAGCAGCUAGAGAAUGCACGGAAGGUAUUGGAAGAGAUGGACAAGAAGAGUAUGACUCCUAAUGUUCUUAUUUAUAGUACAUUGAUUGCUGGAUACUUCAAGGAGGGGAAUUUGCAAGAAGCUUUUAGAUUGCACGAUGAGAUGCUUGACAGAGGUCUUGUACCUGAUAAUACAACUUAUGAUAUUCUUGUAAGCGGAAAGUCUAAAGAAUUAACUUCCCUGAUGGGGCUUCAAGUGUCUAAAUAACCAGUAAAUGGUUAUUAUUUACAACAUACAUCCAGAGUUUUGGUCUCUCAAAGGAGAAAAUUACCUCCGCAUGUGAUAUUUAUCAUUUUCAUGUUGAGUGCUUUGAUCCCACCCUAGCUCAUCAAGGUGAAAAAAACCGAGGAUUGGCACAGAGACUUCCAAUAUUCACUGGAUCUUCAGAGUCCUUUAGAGGUCCAAAGGGUUUCCAGGACUCCAUCUGGUUUGCUAAAUCCAAGGAGAUGGUUACGUCUGAUGUUUUGGGUUAGGGCUCUGUUCAACUUGAGCUACCCAUCUGAAUUAUUAUGCGGCCGUUUAUUAGACACUCUCCUCGAGGUAAAAACACACGGGCAAAUAACCAGAUUGAGCACAUACGGCUUUGUUCUGUAUUGGCAUUACUAAAACGGCUAUCAAUUGUUGAAGUUUAAUUUUAUAGUUUAAAUUUUUUCAAAUACUCUUCUAGUAGUUGCUGCAUAAAAGAAGACCCGGCCAUAGUUUCUCUGUUUUAAAUAGGUGAAAAAGUCCUAUCCUCUUGUACUUGUUGGGAAGAAAAAUUAACUGUUCCUAUUGUAUCAAAUGAGCAGUGUAGUUUUUCCUUGAGCUCUUAAGCCUUUCAAAGUAGGUUUUUAUUUUUUAUUUUUUUUAAUUUAUAUACAUAUAUAUAUAUAUAUAUGUAAUUUACCCAAAAAAAAUACUAACAGAACAUGUAUUCUUGUUAGAAGAGGGUAUGAAUGCUAUAAGAUGAGAUAUGUUUCACGAA
Molecule: messenger RNA, 3488 nt
Organism: Camellia sinensis
Lineage: Eukaryota; Viridiplantae; Streptophyta; Magnoliopsida; Ericales; Theaceae
Molecular function (GO): protein binding
Source: RefSeq, a predicted model, not a curated record